Molecule: messenger RNA, 1043 nt
Organism: Malurus melanocephalus (red-backed fairy wren)
Lineage: Eukaryota; Metazoa; Chordata; Aves; Passeriformes; Maluridae
Gene: NNMT
Product: nicotinamide N-methyltransferase
Exons: 3
Coding region: 142-945 (267 amino acids)
Cellular component (GO): cytosol
Molecular function (GO): N-methyltransferase activity
Source: RefSeq, a predicted model, not a curated record
UCCGCAGAAAACUGGAGAGGAAGCGCAAGUUCUGCUGACAACUGCGCCCAGCCUUAGCCCGGAGCAAAGUACACAGAGGGGAGGAACACACAGGGUACAACAGGGUUACGCGGCGGAGGAGGAGCAGCUGCUCGCGGCAACAUGGACGCACCCGCCGUCUUCACGGAGAAAGAGUUUUACCAGCAGAAUUUUAACCCUCAGGCGUAUUUAAAAGAAUACUACAGCAUGAGCAGCAGCCCGAAAUGGGCACAAGAGUUCAUGAAGCAGAACCUGAGGACGCUGCAUAAAAUGUUCUCCUUGGAUGGGGUGAGAGGUGACAUCCUGAUAGACGUGGGCUGUGGCCCCACCAUCUACCAGCUCCUGUCUGCUUGCGAGCACUUCCAGGAGAUCUUUGCCUUGGACUACACUGAUCAGAACCGCCGGGAGCUGGAGAAGUGGCUGAAGAGGGAACCGGGAGCGUUUGACUGGGAGCCGGUGGUGAAAUACGUSUGUGAGCUGGAGGGGGACAGGGAGAAGUGGGCUGAGAAGCAGGAGAAGGUGAGGAGGAAGGUGACRCGGGUUCUGAAGUGCGAUGUGACCAAAGCCAACCCCACGGAGCCCGUGUCRCUGCCCGCAGGCGACUGCAUCGUGUCCACGCUGUGCCUGGAGGGCGCCUGCAAGGACCUGCCCGCCUUCCGCAGCGCCCUGAGCAACAUCAGCACCCUGCUSAGACCCGGGGGACACCUGGUCAUGGUCACCGUGCUCGGGGAGASCUACUACGCCUUCAACAAGCAGGUGUUCUCGUGCCUGCUGCUGGAGAAGCACGAGGUGCAGGAGGCUGUGAUCGCCGCUGGCUUCSAGCUGAAGUUCUUUGAGGAUCGGCCCUACACGGCGGACGACGAUGGCACCGACAUCAAGGGUGUGAUCGGCCUGGUGGCACAGAAAUGUCCCUCUGCCACCGUGUAGGGGGGGCUCGGGGGGACAGCGGUGCUGAGCGUGGCUCAGAAAGCAGCUCGGGGGUUCCCAGCCCUUUAUCUGCUCUGAAUAAACUCCUGAGUGCUCCA